Messenger RNA from Polypterus senegalus (gray bichir), 3790 nucleotides. RefSeq lists its product as uncharacterized. Gene Ontology annotation, biological process: xenobiotic metabolic process. Gene Ontology annotation, cellular component: cytoplasm; intracellular membrane-bounded organelle. Bases 125 to 3187 code for a protein of 1020 amino acids. The transcript has 18 exons. Gene Ontology annotation, molecular function: heme binding; oxidoreductase activity, acting on paired donors, with incorporation or reduction of molecular oxygen, reduced flavin or flavoprotein as one donor, and incorporation of one atom of oxygen; iron ion binding. NCBI's taxonomy places the organism in Eukaryota, Metazoa, Chordata, Cladistia, Polypteriformes, Polypteridae. The record is from RefSeq and is a predicted model, not a curated record.
UCUUUCUUCUUCCGGAGGUGUGGUUUUUGGAGGUUUCCCUACACUGACCUUCUGCUUUCUCCGGAUUUUGUAAUUUAAAUUUAACAGCGGCUUUCUCUAGGUCACCUACAGACAUCUGGUUUCCAUGCAACUACAGUUUUUCGAGCACUUUAAGCAUAAAAAUAUGCCCUUCACCAGCUUGAUUACGGCGGAGCCAAUAACGGUUGCUUUGGUGUUUCUUUUCACAAUUCUCGCCUCUUACAGCUUCUUUUGGAAACGCUUCCAUAAUACUAAGUAUAAGUUUCCCGAGGGACCGACGCCACUGCCCGUCCUGGGGAAUCUGCACAUCCUAAACUUGAGAAUGCCUCAUGAGACCCUCCACAAGCUCUCUGAUAAAUAUGGCAGUGUGUAUACUUUUCACAUGGGCCCCAAAAAGGUUCUUGUUCUGUGCGGCUAUGAAGCUGUAAAGGAGGCCUUGGUCAACCAGGCGGAUGAUUUUGGAGAUCGGGGUGAGACGGCCAUUAAUAAGAAAACUACAAAAGGCAAUGGUAUCCUCUUUGGUCGAGGAGAAUCAUGGAGGACCAUGCGUCGCUUCACCCUGUCAACUCUGAGAGACUUUGGAAUGGGAAAAAGAACCAUAGAAAACAGAAUUGUUGAAGAAUCCCAGAAAUUACUGGAGGUAUUUGAGACUCACAAAGGUGAACCAUUUAAUCCAAGAACAGUGAUAAACUCUGCUGUGUCCAACAUCAUUUGCUCCAUCGUAUAUGGGGAACGAUUUGAUUAUAACGAUGCACAGUUUCUCCAUCUACAAAACAUCUUAAGGGACAAUAUCAGACUGGCAACAACUCCCAAGUCCCAGUUCUACAACAUGUAUCCAAUUUUGGGAAUCUUCUUGUCUGAUCAUAAAAAAGUCAUCGCCAACUACAAAGAGUUCAGAAGAUUCAAUUUAGGUAUUUAUGAUGAACGCAAAGAUAAAGUAGACAGCAAUGAUCUGAAGUGCUUCAUUGAUGCUUUCAUUGUUAAACGACAGGAAGAGGAGAGUAAAAGCACCAAAACAUACUUUCAUGAAGAUAACAUGGCCAUUACCUCGUUAAACUUAUUUGGGGCUGGAACAGAAACCACCUCAACCACUCUCCGGUGGGGUCUCCUGCUAAUGAUGAAAUAUCCAGAGGUGCAGGCAAAAGUUCACCAGGAAAUAGAAAGUGUGAUUGGGAAGGAGCGCAACCCACAGGCUAAUGACCGGAAACACAUGCCUUACACUGAGGCAGUUCUGCACGAAAUCCAGAGGUUCAGCAACGUGGUGCCUAUGGGCAUACCGCACCAAACGGCGGUGGACACAACCUUCCGCGGAUACACAGUCCCCAAGGGCACGCCUGUCAUCACUCUGCUCACCUCUGUUCUCUAUGAUAAGACUCAGUGGGCCACACCUCAUCAGUUUAAUGUUAAUCACUUCCUGGAUGACCAGGGGAAAUUCAUCACAAGAGAAGCUUUCCUGCCCUUUUCAGCAGGUCGCAGAGUGUGCCUUGGUGAAAAACUGGCCAAGAUGGAGCUGUUUCUCUUCUUUACAAUGCUAUUGCAGAAGUUUGUCUUUCGGCCACCACCAGGGGUCACUCUUGAACAGCUGGACCUCUCCCCUAUGCCUGGCUUAACAUUAUCCCCCCAAGACUUCAAACUAUGUGCUGUGUGCCACCAGACAAAUAUGCCUUUCACUAGCUUGAUCACUACGGAGGGUAUAACGUCUGCUUUCGUGUUUCUCUUUACAAUUCUCGCCUCUUACAGCUUCUUUCGGAAACGCUUCCAGAAUACCAAGUACAAGUUUCCGGAGGGACCGUCGCCUCUGCCCGUCCUGGGCAAUCUACACAUCCUAGACUUGAGAAUGCCUCAUGAGACACUCCAUAAGCUCGCUGAUAAAUAUGGCAGUGUAUAUACGUUUCAUAUGGGUCCCAAAAGGUAUCUUGUUCUGUGUGGCUAUGAAGCUUUGAAGGAGGCCUUGAUUGACCAGGCAGAUGAUUUUGGAGAUCGGUAUGAAAUGCCCAUAAAUAAGGACACCGCAAAAGGACAUGGUAUCAUUUUUAGCAGUGGAGAAUCAUGGAAGACAUUGCGUCGCUUUACCAUCUCAACUCUGAGAGAAUUUGGAAUGGGAAAAAGAACAAUAGAAUACAGAAUUGUUGAAGAAUGCCAGAAGUUACUGGAGGUCUUUGAGAGUCACAAAGGUGAACCAUUUGAUCCAAGAAAUGUAAUAAUCUCUGCUGUCUCCAACAUCAUUUGCUCAAUCGUAUUUGGGGAACGAUUUGAUUAUAAGGAUCUACAGUUUCUCCAUCUAAUAAACAUCAUACAUGAAAAUUUCAAGCUGGCAACAACGCCCCAGUCACAGUUGUACAACACAUAUCCGUUUUUGGGAUUCUUCUUGUCUGAUCACAAAAAAAACAUCGCCAACUAUAAAGAGAUUGAAAGAUUCAUUUUAAGUGUUUAUCAUGACCGCAAAGAUAAAGUGGACAAUAAUGAUCUGCGGGGCUUCAUUGAUGCUUUCAUUGUUAAAUGGCGGGAAGAGGAGACUAAAUGUUCCAAAACAUACUUUAAUGAAGACAACAUGGUUUAUACCUCGUUAAACUUGUUUGGUGCUGCAACAGAGACCACCUCAACUACCCUCCGAUGGGGUCUCCUGCUAAUGAUGAAAUAUCCAGAGGUGCAGGAAAAAGUCCGGCAGGAAAUAGAAACUGUGAUUGGGAAAGAGCGCAACCCACAGGUUAAUGACCGGAAACACAUGCCUUACACUGACGCAGUUCUGCACGAAAUCCAGAGGUUCAGCAACGUUGCACCCAUGGGCGUACUGCACCAAACGUCGGUGGACACAACCUUCCAAGGAUACACAGUACCCAAGGGCACGCCCGUCAUCACUCUGCUCACCUCUGCUCUCUACGAUAAGACUCAAUGGGCCACGCCUUAUCAGUUUAAUGUUAAUCACUUCCUGGAUGACCAGGGGAAAUUCAUCAAAAGAGCAGCUUUCCUGCCCUUCUCAGCAGGUCGCAGAGUGUGCCUUGGUGAAACGCUGGCUAAGACAGAGCUGUUUCUCUUCUUUACAAUGCUAUUACAGAAGUUUGUCCUUCAGCCACCAUCAGGAGUCACUCCUGAACAGCUGGACCUCUCCCCUGUGCCUGGCCUAACGUUAUCCCCUCAAGACUUCAAACUGUGUGCUGUGUGCCACUGAUUUUAUACAAUAAGUUUAUAUUAGCAAAAAAAUGUCUUGAACUUGUAAUACUUUCUGUAGUAGGUAUUACAGUUUUUCUCAAUUGAUUUGACACAUUCCUCAAACCAAAAAAGCCAUUCUCACAACAGUUCUCACAGCAACAAUGCACAUGGUCAAAGUAGGCUUUCGUUUCUGUUUGUUAUUUUACAAGAUGUGAAUGCCGAGGCACAUGUUGGCCAGCUCUAAACACAUUGUUCAUUGUGUACUGCAGUUCUCGUUCGACCCUAAGAAACGCAUCAUAACGGUUAGAACAUCCAUCAGUCAACUCAAAGAGCAACUUUGUCACACUGAGCUAGCAGCUCAUUGCUAUAAAUUACAGCAUAUUAAACAAGUCAUACAUGCAGCUUCUGCAUAAUCCAUUCAUAAAAGGCAAAGAUAGUGAGAAGAGCAAAUGUUUCUAGUCAUGUUUCAGAAAAUUGAAAGCUGUUAUGUUUAUUGUUUUAAUGGAUCUAAUUUUUGUGGUAUAUGUAUACUGUUAAUCAUUAUGUGUGCACAUGCACAUUGAUAUAAGUUCUCUUGUGAAUACAACAAGUUACAAUAAAAAAAAAACAUAGAAAGCGGUUA